AGUAAUGGGAAUGACCUGCCCUGCUUCAUUCAUGUCAAAGUCGACAACAGGACCUGGUGUAGCCGGGCGACCGUCGUAUUCCUUUUCUUCGUCACCGAUGGACUCCACGGAGUCGCAAGUUCUGCAGAGAGUUGCGAAACAAAACCUGCGCGUUGUCCAGGCGACAUCGGACACGAGAUUUCAACUAUAGUUCGUCGCUGUGUUCUCGCUACCUUUGUCACUAUUUCCUUUCGGCGCUCUGUAUUUUCCGCUUCGCGAGUGGCAGAAACCGAGUUUGGCGGGUUCGGGUCGUCUCAGUCUCUGAGUUGUACUCUGUGUUCUGGCGUGUUACUUCUUUGUGUUGUGGUUUAUUCACCGGCUGCACGGAAGCAACUGGACGGCGACGCGACGAGGCGGGAAAAAAGCGCUUUACAUGGUGUUGUGCUGUCUGGAAGCGAUCGGUGGGACCAUUUUUGUCGUCGACAGUAUAAUUCCGAUGGAUGGUGCUGCAAAGCGACUCGAUCCGAUCGCUGCCUCCUUUGCACUUUUCAUAUGAGAGAUUGUCGUUUCGGGCGCUCUUUUUCAAUCUGUG
This is a messenger RNA of Amoebophrya sp. A25, 571 nucleotides long. Lineage: Eukaryota; Dinophyceae; Syndiniales; Amoebophryaceae. The record is from the annotation of a GenBank genome assembly.